This is a messenger RNA of Diuraphis noxia (Russian wheat aphid), 2363 nucleotides long. RefSeq lists its product as uncharacterized. NCBI's taxonomy places the organism in Eukaryota, Metazoa, Arthropoda, Insecta, Hemiptera, Aphididae. The record is from RefSeq and is a predicted model, not a curated record. Gene Ontology annotation, cellular component: nucleoplasm.
GGCAGACACCGCCGCUGCUGAACACCGACGUUAACGACGUAUACACAUCGCACCACGUACAUAACGACGAAGCCGUCGUCCGAAACGGUCCGGGUGGCGCUUUCGCUUCGCCACUGCAGUGUGUCGUCGCCGCCGCCGGUUCUCCGCCCCGCUCCGCCGCCGUUCGUUACUCUCUUUUUUUUAUUUCUAUUACUAUUACUAUUACUAUUAUUAUUAUUUCGUCCGCCGCCGCCCUACCAACCUACUCGCCGUCGUCGCUGCGACGUUGCGUUGUUUCGCCAUGGUCGUGCUGUGAACCGACAAGGAAACUGGCAACCGGGCAACAUGAGCGCGUACAAAAAACGUUACAAGACCACCGCAAAUGCUGCGAACAGUGAUAAACAACAACAUGUAUCACCCAGAGUGACAUUAAGACUUACCAACACGGGUAAUAAUCAAUUUAAGAGUUCGUCUGCUCGACAGGAUGAGAAGAACAAGAAAAUAGCUGAGGAACAGAACACCAGCAUGACGAACGAUACAAAAACUGUUGAGACUGAAGAAAAACCAGAAACACCCAUCCAGUCGGUUUCUCAAUCAUCUGCAAAUGUAUCAACUAGUGCAUCAGCAGAGAGUACAUCAGCUAGUACUUCUAAAGAAAUUGAAUCCAAAGAUGGUGGUUCGKGUGAAGUAACUGAUUCUGUUAAUACCUCAUCAAACGAAUCAACUGUGAAACCAUCAAAAGAAACAGAUAACUUAAAACGUCCUCUAGUUGAAGAAGAUGAAGAAGUUAAACCAAAAAAACGCAAAGAAGAUCAUAGCCAAAGUUCUAAAGGUAAAAAUGAAGCUUCUAGUCCUAAACCUGAUAGCGAUGAGGACAAGUCUGGUGGUUCGGGGCCUUCUAAUGCAGACAGUCCAGGAGGUGGCCCUAAAGUACCUCCAUUAAAAAUUGUGAUACCUACUACUGAUGCUGAUACCGGUACAAGAACAAAUGGCAAGAAUGGUAAUAGAUCACAUCAUCAUACAGCAUUACCCUAUGUAGUGCCAUCUGAAGAGUCGCCACCGGCAUCCAAUCAGCCUAACUCGCCAAAGUCUCCACAGAAAGUGGCUUCGGAUACAAUAGCUGUAGAAGAGCAAAAGUCCCCUCAAACUAGAGUAUUACGGUCAUCAAACAGAUGCGGAAGUAACAGUAGUGGUGCACCAAGUCGUGGUACUUCUCCAAUUGUUCCCGACGAACAGGUGGCUCAAACUACUUCACCAGCUGCUGUGGUAGUAGAUGCAGGAUCAAGUAAUCCGUCACCGUCUGCUACUCGUUCAGAACAGUCUGAAAAUGCAUCGGCRAUUGUUUCUGGAGAUGACAAACAGGCAACUACUACUGCUACAGCUACAGCAACUACAACAUCUGAAUCUACAGCCACUGCUGAACUAUCAGGCAUAGAAUUACAUCCAAGACGACGCAAAUUAAAAGCUAGCCGUACGGAAUCCGAGACUAGUGAUACUUCAUCUGCCGCCAAUGUUACUGCUGUAGAAAUUAAUCMAUCCGGCACAACCAGUGAACCUGCUCCUGUAACUAAUUGUUAUCAAAUGUUUUUAAACAUCAGAAAACAAAUUGAUAAGAGACGUAAAAAUUUGUUUCCUGUGCAACCAAAACCACCGUCUGGAUUUAAAGACUAUCUCAUGAACAGGUGCACAUACGUUUUAGCUGGUAACUCUAACAGCCGUGUAGUAAAUACACAAACCCCAUCACCAGCCAAUUUACACGAGCAGUUGAAAAAGCUGUUUGUUGAACAAGAAAAGGAGAGACAAAGACUUCGAGUGCAGCACAUAGUAGAAAAAGAAAAGUUGGUGUUGAGUGUUGAACAAGAGAUACUUAGGGUUCAUGGAAGGGCAGCUCGUGCAUUAGCUAACCAGCUUUUACCAUUUUCUGUAUGUACUAUACUCAAGGACGAUGAAGUAUAUAAUAUUAUGACACCCGAGCAAGAAGAAGAGAAAGAUAGACAUGCGCGAUCUCGUUAUAAUGGUCGUCUUUUUUUGUCAUGGUUACAAGAUGUUGAUGAUAAAUGGGAAAAAAUUAAGGAAUCAAUGUUAUUGAGACAUCACAAUGAGGCAGAGAGCUUACACGCUGUACAGAAAAUGGACUGGGGAUGGAAGUUGAAAGAAUUACAGUUAUGUACCUAUAGCUCUGAACCCAAUAUUGAUGAAGAGCAUGUACCGAUGGUUCUAGUCAGUGACGAUUUCGAUCUCUUACCUGCCUAACCUAACUUUGUUAUUUAUUAACAUGUUGGUGCAGUGUCAACUUUCGAGCAAUGUUUGUUUAUUUGACCAGRCUAUAAUUGAUGUUAUUAUUGUUAUGGAUAAAAAUAAAUAUUAUACUUGACACUUCCAAA